Elgaria multicarinata webbii is the source of this 8907-nucleotide messenger RNA. RefSeq names its product lysine acetyltransferase 6A (gene KAT6A). Gene Ontology annotation, biological process: positive regulation of transcription by RNA polymerase II; nucleosome assembly; negative regulation of DNA-templated transcription. Gene Ontology annotation, cellular component: MOZ/MORF histone acetyltransferase complex; chromatin; nucleosome. NCBI's taxonomy places the organism in Eukaryota, Metazoa, Chordata, Lepidosauria, Squamata, Anguidae. The record is from RefSeq and is a predicted model, not a curated record. Gene Ontology annotation, molecular function: histone acetyltransferase activity; transcription coregulator activity; DNA binding. Bases 442 to 6561 code for a protein of 2039 amino acids. The transcript is spliced from 17 exons.
CUCCGCCCUCCGCAGCGCUCCGGACCCAAGAUGGCCGCCGUGUCAGUUUGGGUCUUCGCCGCCGUCCAGCUCCUGGCUCCUGGGCUCCGCCUCUCGUAGGCCCCGGCAUACAGUUCUACUUAUUUGCGUGUCAAAUUGGGAUCAUAAAGGUCUGGAGUGAGAUGUGCUGAACUCUUAUCCCCUGUGUGAUAUGUUCGUUCACCAGCUGUUUGGGGGAUUUAUUGGAAAACAUGAAUCAGUCCCUAACAGGAUAUAUGUUUUUUAAAAACGUGAAGUAGGAAAUACUAAUGUUUGAAAAAGGAAGAGCAAUUUGGGGCAAAAAACGUGUAUGCUAUGGUUAACGGGUUCCCAUUCUCCGAUCACCUGUUUUCCCAUUGUGUGAAACUCCUUCAGCAUAGGGAUAAAGGAUAACGACUCUAUGGAUAUACAGAAUUUUUCACCAUGGUAAAACUCGCUAACCCGCUGUACACUGAGUGGAUUUUGGAGGCAAUUAAAAAGGUCAAGAAGCAAAAACAACGCCCUUCAGAAGAGAGGAUAUGCAAUGCCGUGUCUUCAUCCCACGGUUUGGACCGCAAAACUGUUCUGGAGCAAUUGGAACUGAGUGUUAAAGAUGGAACCAUUUUAAAAGUUUCCAAUAAAGGACUUAAUUCCUAUAAGGAUCCUGAUAACCCUGGACGAAUAGCACUUCCUAAACCACGAAACCAUGGAAAGUUGGAUGGUAAACCAAACGUGGACUGGAAUAAACUGAUUAAACGGGCCAUAGAGGGCUUGGCAGAAUCCAAUGGCUCGUCCUUGAAGAACAUUGAACGAUUCUUGAAAGGGCAGAAGGAUGUGUCAGCUUUGUUUGCAAGCAGUGCCCCUUCUAUCUUUCACCAGCAAUUGCGAUUGGCUGUCAAGCGUGCUGUUGGCCAUGGGCGACUCCUUAAAGAUGGACCUCUGUACCAACUCAAUACUAAAGCAGCCACAAAUGCAGAUGGGAAAGAGAGCUGUGAGUCUCUUUCUUGUCUUCCUCCGGUAUCGCUCCUUCCACAUGAAAAAGAUAAGCCAGUUGCUGAACCAAUCCCAAUCUGCAGUUUCUGCCUUGGUACAAAAGAACAAAACCGAGAAAAGAAACCUGAGGAGCUCAUCUCUUGUGCUGACUGUGGCAAUAGUGGUCAUCCAUCCUGCCUGAAGUUCUCCCCAGAAUUAACAGUUCGGGUGAAGGCCUUACGGUGGCAGUGCAUUGAGUGCAAAACUUGCAGUUCCUGUCGAGAUCAGGGCAAGAAUGCUGAUAAUAUGCUUUUUUGUGACUCGUGCGAUCGGGGGUUUCAUAUGGAGUGUUGUGACCCCCCUCUGACCAGGAUGCCAAAAGGCAUGUGGAUAUGUCAGAUAUGUCGACCACGUAAAAAAGGAAGGAAACUUCUACAUAAGAAAGCAGCACAGAUUAAGCGGCGUUAUGCUAACCCAAUAGGACGUCCCAAAAACCGAUUAAAGAACCAAAAUGCAAUAUCAAAAGCUCCAUUCAGCAAAGUUCAGACGGGACCUGGCCGAGGUCGCAAGCGCAAGACUCCUCUAUCCAGCCAGUCCAUGUGCUCAUCAGAAGGAGGGUAUCUGGAGCAAGUCGACGGCCUGGAAUUCUGCAGAGAUGCCGGCACCACCUUGAAGUUCAACAAGAAAACCAAAGGGCUUAUUGAUGGCCUUACCAAAUUCUUCACCCCGUCCCCUGAUGGGCGUAAAGCUCGAGGAGAAGUGGUGGACUACUCUCAGCAAUAUAGGAUCAGGAGAAAGGACAAUAGGAAAUCCAGCACUUCAGACUGGCCCACAGACAAUCAGGAUGGCUGGGAUGGAAAACAGGAAAAUGAGGAAUGGCUUCUUGGAGGCCCGGAUGUCAUGGCUGAGAAAGAUAUGGAGUUGUUCAGAGACAUUCAGGAGCAAGCCCUGCAGAAAGUAGGGGUGACCGGAGCCCCUGACCCACAAGUCCGCUGCCCUUCAGUCAUCGAGUUUGGGAAAUAUGAAAUCCACACCUGGUAUUCCUCUCCGUACCCACAGGAGUAUUCCAGGCUGCCUAAGCUGUACAUUUGUGAAUUCUGUCUCAAGUAUAUGAAAAGCAGAACUAUCCUCCAGCAGCACAUGAAGAAAUGUGGUUGGUUUCAUCCCCCAGCCAAUGAAAUUUACAGGAAGAGCAAUGUUUCAGUUUUUGAGGUGGAUGGCAACGUCAGUACCAUUUACUGCCAGAACUUGUGUCUAUUGGCAAAACUCUUCCUGGACCAUAAGACGCUCUAUUAUGAUGUGGAGCCAUUUCUUUUCUAUGUGCUGACGCAAAAUGAUGUGAAGGGCUGCCACCUUGUUGGCUACUUCUCCAAGGAGAAACACUGCCAGCAGAAGUACAACGUUUCCUGCAUAAUGAUUCUUCCCCAGUACCAGCGCAAGGGCUAUGGCAGGUUCCUCAUUGAUUUCAGUUAUCUCCUAUCAAAACGCGAAGGCCAAGCAGGAUCCCCAGAGAAGCCGUUAUCGGAUUUGGGUCGUCUUUCCUACAUGGCUUAUUGGAAAAGUGUAAUCUUGGAGUGCCUUUAUCACCAAAAUGACAAGCAGAUCAGCAUCAAGAAGCUAAGCAAACUGACGGGCAUCUGCCCUCAAGACAUCACUUCAACCCUGCACCACUUGCGAAUGCUUGAUUUCCGUAAUGAUCAAUUUGUGAUUGUUCGGCGGGAGAAACUUAUCCAAGACCAUAUGGCAAAACUGAAACUUAAUCUUCGGCUGGUAGUUGUGGAUCCAGAAUGUCUGCGCUGGACUCCUGUCAUUGUCUCAAACUCUGUGGUUUCGGAGGAUGAAGAAGAAGAACCUGAAGAAGGGGAAAAUGAAGAGCAACAGCAGCCGAAAGAGAGAGAAAUAGAGAUAAUAAAAUCUGUAUCCUGGGAGAGAAAAGAAAGAGAGUCUUGCUUUCCUCUGGAGAGCGAAAAAAAGCCAGAUGUUCUCGCUCCAGCCAACUCCGUACGGCCAAGCAAGCAAAGUCUUCCCCUGGCUGGUCUUCCUGCAAACAGCCAGACGCCGCGGAGGGGCCGAUGGGGUCGGAAGAACAAAAAGGUCCGGGAGCCCUUUGCCGAGAAGGAAUCGAAGCUGCUCUUGGAGGAGAAGUCGGCCAUGGCCAGAGGGGGCCGGUGUGGGGAGUGCCAGGAAAAGGCAGCUGCCGCUGCUGCUGCCGCUGCCGCAGCCGCCGCCUCCCGGGGGAGAUUUGGGGAAAGUGAUGAGAAAACCGCUUCCUCCCAGGGGCAGUGCGGCAAAUGUGAGGAAAAGUCCCCAGCUCCCCGGGGCCACUUUGGUAAAGACGAGGAAAAAUUGGCCGUCUCCCAAGGGCAAUACGGCAAAGGGGAGAAGACCUCAGCGACCCAGAGGCAAUACAGCGAAGGCAUGGAAGUGUGGAGAAGGCAGCUGAAGACCCUCGAGCCCCUGAAAAGCAGGAUCUCCGAGGAGUGCGAGAGGCUCCCCCGGCGACACAGCGAGAGCGACCGGGCGCUGGUGAGGCACUUCAGCGAAAGCAGCGAAGAGGACGAGGAGGAGCCCGUGAGCCCUUGCUCCAACUCCCCACCAGUUCUUACCAAGCCCACACUGAAGAGAAAGAAGCCCAUUCCCCGGAAGAGGCGGGUCCGUAAGCGUAAACAUCACAACAGCAGCGUUGUGACCGAAACCAUCUCCGAAACGACCGAGGUCCUGGUGGACGGGUCUUUUGAGGACUCUGAUUCGGAGAGGCCCAUGCCUCAAUUGGAGCCCACCUUUGAGAUGGAGGACGAGGAGGAUGAGGAAGAAAGUGAGCUGUUCUCCAGGGGAUAUCUCCGCCGCCUCUCUCCACAGGACUCCCUUAGGCACAGGCCCUCCUCAAAGAGAGGAUCUCAGGGUGGAGAGGAGUCCGAUGAUCCCACUGGCUCUCCUACCUUGAAACCAGUCUCUGUGCUGAGGAAAUGUGAAGCGAGAGAUUCUCCACACCAGCCAGACACUUCCACCCCCAUGAAGAAGAAGAAGGGUUGGCCCAAGGGCAAAAGCCGCAAGCCCAUCCACUGGAAGAAAAGGCCUGGCCGCAAGCCAGGCUUCAAGCUGAAGAGGGGGAAAGUCCUCGCGUCUGCUCCGGGAGAGGCGGCGGAUCCUGUGGAAGCCACACCGAAACCGGGGCGCAAGUCGAAAGUGCAGGAGAAGGAAGAGCUGGUUGAGCAGAAGGAAGAACUUCUGCCGAUUGCAGAGGAAAGGAAAGAGGAAGAAGAGGAGGAGGAAGAAGAAGAGGAAGAAGACGGGCCUGCAGAAGCAGGGGAUCUGGGCGAGGAAGAGGAAGAUGCACCUGCCAGCGAAGCACGAGUGGCUUCGCCCAUGGAUAGCAGCAACAGCCCAGCGGUGGAAGCUAAGGAACCUGAAAUGGAGGAAGAAGCCGAGAAGCCGCAGGUUCUAGAAGAGCAGAGGCAGUCCGAAGAAGAGCAGCAGGAGAUGGAAGAACCUGAGCGCGACCAGGAAGAAGAGGAGGAGGAAGUUGCAGCAGUAGCGAACCAGAACGAAGACCACGAUGCGGAUGAUGAGGAAGAUGACGGCCACGUGGAGUCCGCCAAGAAGGACGAACUGGAAGAGCAGGCAGCGAAGGAGGGGCUGAAGGAAGAACCGGAUGUGCAGGAGCCUUUUUUAGAAACAAGCACUCAGGACGGUAGAGAAGAAGAUGCCAAGAACAAGAGCGAGGGAGAGGCGGAUUCUGAGGAAGAGCACGCCUCCCAUGAGACGUCCGUGGGGUCGGACCCCGUUCCUGGUUCAGAAGAUGACCAAGAGGAAGAGCAGCACACUAAGGAGGGGCUCAUUGAACUAAAGGAAGAGGAGCCCAUCCCCCAUAGCGAACUGGAUCUCGAAACCGUCCAAGCCGUCCAGUCCUUGACCCAGGAGGAAGAGAACAACGAGCACGACGUGGCCUACCAGGACUGUGAGGAGACCCUGGCCGCUUGCCAGAACCUGCAGAGCUACACCCAAGCUGAAGAGGACCCCCCGAUGUCCAUGGUCGAGGACUGCCAGGCCUCGGAGCACAACAGCCCCAUCUCCUCGGUCCAGUCCCACCCCAGCCAGUCCGUGCGCUCCGUCAGCAGCCCCAGUGUGCCCAGCGCCCUGGAGAGCGGCUACACCCAGAUCAGCCCCGAGCAAGGCUCUCUCUCCGCCCCUUCUAUGCAGAACAUGGAGACCAGCCCCAUGAUGGAUGUGCCUUCCGUAUCGGACCAUUCCCAGCAAGUGGUGGACAGCGGCUUCAGUGACCUCGGCAGCAUCGAGAGCACGACGGAGAACUACGAGAACCCCAGCAGCUACGACUCCACCAUGGGGGGCAGCAUCUGCGGCAACAACUCGGCGCAGAGCAGCUGCUCCUACGGCGCGCUCUCCUCCUCCAGCAGCCUCACCCAGAACAGCUGCGUCGUCACCCAGCAGAUCGCCAGCAUGGGCAGCAGCUGCAGCAUGAUGCCCCAGGGCAGCGUCCAGCCCGCCGCCAAUUGCAAUAUCAAGUCCCCCCAGAGCUGCGUGGUCGAGAGGCCUCCGAGCAACCAGCAGCCGGCGGCCCAGCCGCCCCAGCAGGCCCAGCAAGCCCAGCAGGCCCAGCAGCCCCAGCCCCCGCCACCGGCCCAGCAGCAGCAGCAGCAGCAGCAGCAGCAGCCGCCCCUGUCUCAGUGCAGCAUGAACAACAGUUUCACUCCCGCGCCGAUGAUCAUGGAGAUCCCCGAAUCGGGCAGCGCCAGCAACAUCAGCAUCUACGAGCGGAUUCCCGGGGACUUUGGUGCCGGCGGCUACUCCCAACCGUCGGCCACCUUCAGCUUAGCCAAGUUGCAGCAGCUGACCAACACCAUCAUGGACCCCCACGCCAUGCCUUACAGCCAUUCCCCCGCUGUGACUUCCUAUGCAACCAGCGUGUCCUUGUCCAACACAGGCCUGGCGCAGUUGGCUCCGUCUCACCCGUUGGCCGGGACGCCCCAAGCCCAAGCCACCAUGACACCCCCGCCCAACCUGGCGUCCACCACCAUGAACCUCACCUCGCCCCUCCUCCAGUGUAACAUGUCCACCACCAACAUCGGCAUCCCCCACACCCAGCGGCUGCAGGGGCAGAUGCCGGUCAAAGGGCACAUUUCCAUCCGCUCCAAGUCGGCGCCCCUGCCCUCGGCCGCGGCGGCCCACCAGCAGCAGCUGUACGGCCGCAGCCCUCCGGCGGUGGCCAUGCAGGCGGGGCCCCGCGCCUUGGCUGUCCAGCGGGGCAUGAACAUGGGGGUGAACCUGAUGCCGACCGCCCCGUACAAUGUCAACUCCAUGAAUAUGAAUACCCUGAACGCCAUGAACAGCUACCGGAUGACCCAGCCCAUGAUGAACAGCAGCUACCACAGCAACCCUGCCUACAUGAACCAGACGGCCCAGUAUCCUAUGCAGAUGCAAAUGGGAAUGAUGGGGAGCCAGGCCUAUCCCCAGCAGCCUAUGCAGCCAAAUCCUCACGGGAACAUGAUGUACACGGGCCCCUCACAUCACAGCUACAUGAACGCGGCUGGGGUGCCCAAGCAGCCCCUCAACGGACCCUACAUGAGAAGAUGAGCAAGGGGGACUUGCAAUCUUAAAAACAAAAAACUAACGAACUGAAAUCUCUCUAUAAAUAAAGGAACCUUUUAUACUGACAAACCAGAGACGAUGGACCUUUUUCCAGUUAAAUAUUGCUGUAGAGCUUAGAUGGGGUUUUGUUCCCUUUUGGUUUAUUUUAUUCUAUUCUUAGGGGGCCUGGUCUUUAUUCUUUUCACGUUUGUGGGGUUCUCUUGUUUUGGGUCUUCAUUUUCCUUCACAAUCCUGAAACACGUCACAGUUCAAAUCCAUUUUUAAAAUGGGGUUUGGGUGGUUUUUGUGUGUGUUUGUGUUUUGUUUUUGUCAGGGAGGGGAUUGAAAAUGUGCACAAAACCUUUCCAUAAUUUAACAAAGAGCCUUGCUUUGCUUACCAUCCAGGCAGAGUGUGUGUAAAACAGUCAACUUCUUCUCUCAUUUUCAGACACCAUCUCCUUCCUCUUUCUCUCCCCUUGUGCACAGCUCCUAAGAUGGCCCAAUCUCUAAAGGUCAAAUCCUUUCCUUUCCUCUUUCCUGCUUCCACCCCAACAGAAGUCUCUGAUGCAGGGUCUGAGGCUCAAUCCUCUUUUGCCGUUCUCCCAGAAAUAGGGACUCUGAGCAGAUCGUCUUUUUCCCGACUCUCCCUCCCUCCUUCUUUCUCACUGGACGAACUGAAAUACGGUUUAAAUGUAACUUUUUAAAAGUGCGUCCACUGCGCUACUCCAGACAGAUACUGUAAGUCUGGCCUAGCAGCAGCGUUUGAAGAAAGAGUUGUGUGCAGCCUUAAAAGAGGGGUAGGGGGAUUGGAAAAGCAGAGCUCAGUUGCAGAUCAGCCAGAAAUCUAACAGCAGAUCCUUUGGAACACAGCUCUGCUAGUACGUGGGAAGAAAGUGCUGAGUAGUACACCUCUUCCUUGCCCCCACCCACCCCGUUGCAUCACCGGGCUCUAGCAUCUUGCACGGUACAGUCGCUGACCUGUUUUUUGAUGCGUGUGUGUCUAAAGGGGGUUAGAGUGAACAUCCACGAGACAGUUGGGACGGGACAAGUCCAUGCAGUGCAAUCCAUCCAGUUGCAAUGGAUGCCAGGCCUGUGGGCACACCAUCAACUAACUACAAGGAGGGGGAAAAGUAGCUUAUCCUUCUAAUGUAAAGUUCUCUGUAUAUUCCUGUAGAGCUACAGACGCACUUAGAUUGACUUAGAUGUGUAAAGAUUUUUUUUUUUCUUCAACGAAACCUGAAAGGCAGUUGUGGAGCGGGGAGGGGGCGUUCAACUGCACUCAAAUGGACUUCCUCCGUACUGUUGAGUAUAAAAAGGCAGGAUCCCAGGGGCUUCCAGCCCUUGUUUUCUCUUAGUUCUUGAGCAUGUGUACAAGGCUGUGUAGGACCCAUGUCCCUGUAUAUAUCUAUAAAUCCAGGCUCACCUCACCUGUGUCGAAAGGCGACCCUGGCUGCCCUCUCCUUCCCGUAUCAUCUGCGCUGGUCUUGCUUCCAGGUUGCAGGUGGACAAGGGUGCAGGGCCUGCCAGGGUGUCGAAAGCAAAGCUGUUGGCACGAGGGCCGUGAAAUUAUUAUUAUUAUUGUUGUUAUUAUUAUUAUUAUUAUUAUUAUUAUUAUUGUCUGCUGUUACCUUUUUCGGUUUUGGGUUUUUUUUGUAUGGUUUUUUUAAAAUCAAUUGGGCAGCUCCCUUUUUUCCACAAAUCUUUGUGACUGUAGAACUAUUGUAGAGAACCAAUGUUCUUUUCUAUAUUAUUAAAAAAAAAAAAUAUCAGACACAGUAAUAUUGGUACCUGUCAUUUUUUUUUCCACUUCUGUUUAAGAAAAAAAUAAUAAUGUAUUUUUAGCAAAAUAAACUUGGGUAAUCUUCUAAAAGAAAUUAAAAAAAAAACACUCACUGUUAGUGACUUUGAUGCCUUUUAAAAAAAAGAGCUUUUUCAUUUCAUUCCAUCUUUAAAAUUUUUUAUCUUUGUUGUAGAAUAUUAAAGACUAUUUUAAGAAAGAUGAAAAUUCUCUUUAAAGAGAUCUCUAGAGUGUGUGACUAGAGUUCCAGAUGCCUCUAAAGCCGCAUGUACAAAAUGAAGCCGCGUCUAUUCCUGUCUGUUUAUAUUUGCUUUUCCUGUUUUGUAACUUCUUUGUACUUUGUUCUUGGUGACUUGUAAGCUUAAAAAGGGGAAGGGGUGCCUGGAUGAUAAACCCUUUGUAAUUCUCCAUGUCAUGCGCUCCUGGGCCGGACGGCCUCCCUUCCUCUCCUUGUAUGUAAUAUCACUUUUUCCCUCCCCCCUUUCUAGCAAGUACUUUCAAAAGAACUCUGUACAUUUUAACAUAAAAAAAAUAAAUUAUGUUGAGCCAUUUUG